Messenger RNA from Rodentolepis nana, 255 nucleotides. Lineage: Eukaryota; Metazoa; Platyhelminthes; Cestoda; Cyclophyllidea; Hymenolepididae. The record is from the annotation of a GenBank genome assembly.
GUUGAGUCAACGGGCAAGGUGGUGCUGACGUACCUCUACGAGGGUCUCAAAGAUCAAGCUAUCUGGCAAUCAACGAGAUUCUGGAAUGCAGCCAUCUUCAUUGCAUUGCAGGAGGAAAGAUAUUGUCGUCAAGUAAUUUCAAGCAAAUUCGCUUGGAGAAUGUAUUCCUUCGGAUUAAGCAAAGAUGCUUGUCUCGAUUUCCUGCGAAAACAAGUUGAAGAUACGUCUCUUUCAAAAGGUGAGACCUUCAUUUAA